CUCUGAUUGCCGUGUUGGCGGCCACCCUGGCGGUCGCCAGCUGGGCUGCUCCGGAAGCCAGCGGAGGCUAUGGCUCUGGUGGAGGUGGAGGAGGCUCCUUCGGUGGGGGAGGAGGCCAUGGCAUCGGUGGGGGUGCAGGAGGCUCCUUCGGUGGAGGAGGAGCAGAGGGAUAUGGCUCUGGAGGAAGAGGAGGAGGACUUGGCUCCGGAGGGGGAACUGCGACCAUCAACUUCAAUCUUGGAGCACCUAAAGGCUCGUCUGGCGGAGGCCUCGGAGGUGGACACGGAGGCGGUUCCAGCGGAGGAUUUGGCGGAGGCUUCGGAGGUGGAUCUGGAGGUGGAUACAGUGGCGGUUCCAGUGGAGGCUUCGGAGGGGGACACGGAGGCGGUUCCAGUGGGGGCUCCGGCGGCAGCUCAGUGGGAGGAGGAUACGGCAAAUGAAGAAGGCUUCCCUUUCCAGGCGAAAGCGUGUCUCGAUUGUCAGCAUUUAUAGAUUAAACAAUACAAUAAUC
This is a messenger RNA of Penaeus vannamei (Pacific white shrimp), 511 nucleotides long. Lineage: Eukaryota; Metazoa; Arthropoda; Malacostraca; Decapoda; Penaeidae. The record is from RefSeq and is a predicted model, not a curated record.